This is a messenger RNA of Daphnia pulex (common water flea), 3257 nucleotides long. RefSeq names its product ell-associated factor Eaf-like. The record is from RefSeq and is a predicted model, not a curated record. The transcript is spliced from 4 exons. Lineage: Eukaryota; Metazoa; Arthropoda; Branchiopoda; Diplostraca; Daphniidae. The coding region runs from base 208 to 2463 and encodes 751 amino acids. Gene Ontology annotation, molecular function: nucleic acid binding; zinc ion binding.
UAUUUCUUCCUAUACUAGAUGUCGGUUUAUUGCAGUAAAAAAGGAAUUUUGGUCGAGUCGAUUCGUUAGCUCAUAUUCGAUGCAUUUAUAUAUCUUUGAGCAGUUGAAGUAAAGGGAAACUUUUUUUGAAAUUCGUGUUGACGUCGCUUGCGAGUUUUAAAUAUAUUUGAACCCGCGGACGGUCGGGCCCUGCCGACGAGAAGAGAAAUGGUGCGCAAGGAGGAGAUAGUCGUUUGGUUCUCGCGUCAGCCCAGCCACCAACGGUUGGAUGUCCUCUGCACUUUGGCCUCUAUCUGUCUACCGCUCGAGCUACGGUUUCUCAACACAUGCGUUGAUUUCCUGGCCAGGAAUAAAACACCAUCAGCCAGAGAUGCAGAAAUCCUUGCAGCAUUGGAAAAAAACUGCCUGCAGUUGAAUGAAGUUGACUUGCAUGAUGAGGGAUCCCGCAGGAAGCUCAUCUUGGCUCUCACUCUGCUCCAUGCUGGUAACAGGAUUGUAGCCCACACCAUUUACAGGAUUCUGUGCAGCACCUGCUCUGACUUGAAAAUGUUUGGUCCAGACAUCACCUUCGAGUCCAGUUUGGAGUUAAAUCUGAUUUUUACUAUGGCACUACAUCACCCUAGUUUCACUUUUGAAGAGAAGGUUAAACUGGGAGAUAUCUACCUAUGCAUGCAAUCUCGCUUACCUGGGCUCAGGCCAACCUCUGACAGUGUCUCUCCUGUCCCUACAUCAACUCCUAGCCCGCAGCCUCAAAGCAGCCCCCCAGAUAUCUCAGAACGAUCUCUCAACAAUGGAUCCAACAGCAGCAGCAGUAGCAGCAGCAGCAGCCACAACAGUACCAAUAGCAAUAGUAGAAUCAAGACUGGUCAGAAUGAUCGGUCAACGAUUCGUCGCAAUCGAAACAGCCCCAAGUCAAACGGAUCUGCCAAUGUGGAUUCUGUCACCACCCAGUUGAAGGAGCAAUUGGGUAAAGACCGUCUGCCCAAACAUUGGAGACAAUUUGAGCACCUGAAUUCUACCGAGCUUAUAAACUGCAGCGACCAGGAAUUUCUCAGUUGUGGACUUAGCCCGAAUUUCAUCAGUCACUUGCGUAAGGUGCUGAAUCAGUGCCACCACAAGUCGAACGGCGGUCUAGCAAUACCCAACGAAGAGACCAAAGUGGUUCAGCAAGUCAACAACAGCAAAUCUACAGCGUCGACAGCAGCAACGCGGCCGAGUUUGGUCAAAACCUGCAUGGGCCCACCCAACGUCCAGCCAGCCUUCAACAACAGUCAGCGAAUUGCGACAACACCGAUCGAGAACCAACCAUCACAACAUCAGCAACAUUAUCAGCAGCAGCAGCAACAACAACAACAUCAGCAUUAUCAACAGCAGCAACAUCAUCACCAACAACAACAGAAUCACCAACAGCAGCUGCAGCAAGAUUCAUUAACUAAUCGAGCAGGAUCAUCAUCGAGCAGUGGUAGCAGUAGUUUGGAAACGUGCAGCCCUCCGAGCAGCCCGACAGAUUCGAGUAGCACUGCCCCUAGAGAUAAUCAUCGAAAACACUAUCCAGUUCCCCAGACUGUGAUGGUGCUCAAUCCAGUUUAUUGUAAAACAGGAACCAGACCACAGACUCGUCUGCCCAAUUCGGGGACGGUGGCCAAUGCUUCGCUGCGCGGUGCCAAUAACAUUGGUUUCCCAAGACCGAUGGGCGCGACCAACACUAAUGCUGGUGGUCCGAUGCGACAGCAGCAGCAGCAACAGCAGCAAAUCUCAACGACGGCUAGCAGAGGAGCUUCGCAGCCGAGAGAAAUGUCUUUCCCCGUCAGUCUUUCUUAUGCUGUGCAACCCGCUCAACAGCAACAGAAGCAGGUCGUCCAACCUUCUUCAACCCAAGUGCAGGGCACGUCUUUCAUUGUCGAUAGCAGCACGCCCCCGCCUCACUUGGAAGCCCAGGCAGCUGGGGUAGCCCAACAACAAACACAGCAGCCGGCACAGUCUCCUGCUCCAACUCUGUCAGUCUACUCGUACCAAUAUCUACAUUUGCCUAAUGGAGACGGAACUCAACCUUUUCCGCAGCAUCCGUUCACUUUUAUUACUUCGGGACCGCCGCCAAACUCUGCCGGACUUCCCGGCAAUACGCGGGCACCAGGUCCACACGACAUGAUCUAUUCGCCCCAAUCCUAUGUGGGUCAAAUCGUCGCUCAACCUCUUGGUUCUCAUCACGGAUCGAGUGCUGCAAAUGGUCGCCCGUCUCUGAUGGAAAUACCGUACUUACCACCGUUAUUCAUGGCUCGCUCUGACCAAGGUGGGGCCACGGAUUAUAGCCGACCACCACCCCCUGGUUCUCAAUCCUCUGCUGGCGGUCCUAGCCCAAUUCCGGGCAAUAACUCUUGUUUUAACUGCGGUGCGUCUGGCCAUCGUGGAACUCAGUGCCAACAAAUUACUUUUGAUGAAAUAAUUAAUCCCUCGCCCGUUUGAGGGCAAGUUUCACAUUAUCAAACACACAUACACAACACAUACACAACACAUAAUCUGGUCAUGACAAGUGGGCCAAAAUGGUGGUGAACUUCUAAAAGUCGACAGAUAGAUCCCACCCUUUCAAAUGAUCCUUUCUGUUUCUUUUCCUUUUUUUUUUACAAUUAUUAUUGAUGGAUUUAUUUAAAUUUUUUUUUUCCUUCUGAAUAUUUGCUGUUCCAGAGAAUCUUCAAAGAGAAGGCAACUUGGAUGCAGCUUGAGCUUAGGCAUUUUUGGAUGAAGAUUGCUUCGCCCCUAGUUCAAGGAUCGUUGCCAAAUCGAUUCGCUUUUAUGAACUUUAUUUUCAUUUUUUUUUUCUUUUCAUUCACAAAGUCAUUACUGAUGCAUUGAAACGUCAUCAUUCAAAACAAACAAAAAGCUUCUCACGCUGCUCUAGUUUCGUUUCUCUCCCGUGUAAUUCCACAACCCACACAUGCAGCGAAUGUUUGUUUUUUUCUGCUGCAUUUAAACAACAAUUUGUAAAUAACAUUAUUUAAAAGGAAACAAAAAAAUUAUAUUUAAAAGGAUGAUUAAUAGGGAAAAAGCCCAAUUCUCAAUCCGACUUCCCCACACACGAAAGCCAGCGUUGUAUCGUUUUCAGCUCCUACUACCAUCCUCUUACUACCCUAUCCCCCUUGCGUGUCAUCAAAAAGCAAAAAAAAAUUUUAUAUCUUUUUUUUUCAGAAAUGUUCAAGAGUGUUUUUUAGGUCUGUCAAAUUUAAAUAAAAAUAAAUACACGGAAGUUUAGUCUUAAAAAA